This is a messenger RNA of Magallana angulata, 2418 nucleotides long. RefSeq lists its product as uncharacterized. Bases 1 to 2271 code for a protein of 756 amino acids. The transcript has 2 exons. Lineage: Eukaryota; Metazoa; Mollusca; Bivalvia; Ostreida; Ostreidae. The record is from RefSeq and is a predicted model, not a curated record.
AUGAAUCGCCUUAUAAUUGUAUUUUGCAUAUACUUUUUUACCAAUAUUAGACUUGUUAACUCACAGUCUAUCAAUUUUACAAAUCUACUGUUGCAUCAUCUCACGAUGUGUGGACCAGAAAAUGUUUGUAACAUUACUCAGUUCAGUUAUAGAACACCAGAGUUUAAGAUAUCAAAAAGUCACAAAUUGUGUCCCAAUUGCUUCUGUGACAAUUCGUGUUUUGGUAGAGGAGAUUGCUGUCCAGACAAAUACUUUGCACACAGUGAUCUAGUAUGUAAUAAUGUUACCUUCGUUAACGCCACGCAAGAUGAAAGUCGAGAACAGAGAUCGUCAUUUCUCUUGAUUAAAAAAUGUCCUGAUGGAACAGAACAACCCAUCAAAGAAAAGUGUGAAAAAGAGGCAAAUAGUAUUGAUAAACUAAAGUAUCCUCCAGUGACUAGCAUGUUAACAAAUCUAACGUAUGCUAAUAGAAUAUGUGCUCAAUGCAAUCACGAACCAUCGUAUCAGUUCUGGAAUCUGGACAUUUAUUGCCGAGUGUUUUUAGAUAUCAACUUUUUAUCUUCAUUCAAAGAAGUUGUUGAUCAUGGAAUAGAACACGCAUGUGUCAUGCAGUUUGCACCACACGAUGACAAGGCUGCAUAUAACUGCUAUCAUCUACAGGGGUUUCAUUUUGAUUCGUGUAACAAGACCGGAUUCUGGAAGAAAAAAGACAAUGACUUGUUAUAUGCUUGCGAAUCAAUGUAUGUCAAUAAUGAUACCUUGUUUAAAAACCCGUUUUGUAGAAUGUGUAAUCCCACAUUCUUCGAAGGAGACAUAAUAACACAAUGCAAUGUUACCGGAAUGUGGAACGACUUUGAUAGAAAUAUCAAGCAAGCUUGCUCUCGUUUUGGAUUCAAUGAAGGUACUUUCCCAUUCAAAAAUAUAUUUUGUCGAAUUUGCAAUGCUCCUGAUAACUUUAAGUACAACUAUGUUGACGCAUCUGCAAAAAUCAGCACAAAGGUUUUUUUAACAUUUAAUAAAAAGGAUUUAUACCAUAUGUCGAUAAUAAUUAACAAUUUUAGUAAAGAGUAUUUCAAAUUAGUGACUAACAAAAUUCCUAAAUCCGAACACCGAAUGAAGCAGAAAACGCCUGGUAUUAUUCUUAACAAUAACCAAACACUCAAUGUCACAGAAUUGAUAUAUAAAUCUUUCUCAUUCAAGAAAUAUGUCAAAGUAUGCAACAGCCAUGGUAUUCCAAAAAACCUUUCAAAUCUAUUCAUUUCCUGCACUUGUAACCCUUCGUGCUUUCAUCAUAAUGAUUGUUGUGAAGAUUUUGCAUUACAAUAUCCAGCAGAAUGUAUUCAUUCAAAACAACUGGCUGGAGAGCAUUUUAAAAGGACCAAACCAGAUGUGGAAUACACGGUCACGAAUGGUUGUUACAUGCAAUUUCAGUAUCCAAUGUAUAUGGAGAAAUUAUGUCAAGACGGAGCAGAGGGAAGUGACAUAUUUUCUUCUUAUCCAAUACGUGAUAUUACCACUGGUAUAUCAUACCUCAACAUGUAUUGUUAUUUAUGUAAUACAUCGCCUCAAAGACCUGUGUUUGAUUUGGGUAAACCAUGGAACAUCGAAUUGUACUGUAAAAAAUACAUUGACCACAGGAACUUUAUUACGAUAAAGCAAUUAGUCGUAACACUCAAAGAUACUAACUGCAAUAUUACAUAUUUACCAAUUUCAUCUCCAAAGGGUAAAGGUCACCAAAGUGUCCCUCUAUGUCACAGAGAACAAGUACGUUAUAAUAAGUGCAAUUUAACUGGGAAAUGGCUAAUUAAGGAUCCCCAAAUAAUAUAUGCUUGUGAAAAUGUUUCGUCUAGGGCUUUUAGGAUGAUCUAUGCCAUGCACAGGCCAUGUAAACUUCAUAAAAAUCAGUUCUGUGCAUUAUGCAACCCAGAAAUGAUAGAAAAUAUCACGAUAAGUAAGUGCAAUGCCUCUGGAAAACUGUCUUUCUACGAUCAUCGAGAUGAAAUUGGUUGCCAGUUUUUCCCUCAAAUUGCAUUCUAUUCGCCGUAUAAGAAUAUAUUUUGCAAACAUUGCAAUAACAGGACGGAUAGAGUGGAUUGUUCGGGUGGGCUAAGCGACGGUUAUUACUCAAUAACGUCAAAACGAUUUAAGUGGACUCCAAUCUUUAGGAAUUUGUUCUUGUAUUCUGAACUUCGUGAUGAUUUUCUGGAGAAUGAAUCUCAUAAAUGUAAAUCAACGGAAUCAUACAUGAGGAAUUUGACUGUAGGAACUUGACCUGUUUUCCUGGAAAGUUUCUUCGUAAUGGAUCAUGCCCAGCACUUUUUACAGUAACCAAAAACCUAGGAUAUGUUCUGACAUCAGAUUUUCAAGGAAACUUGUCUUCUCUAUUACCUGUUCAGGAUCUACUGGGCAUCAUUUCGG